CGAUAGAGAAAAAGCUGAAACAACGAAAUUUCAUCAAAAACUCUGGCAGAAACUGAUUUAUUUAUGAUUUUGGGUUUAGAUAUACUUUGUGAUAAUUUUGCGUCCGCUUUAUAGUAGGUGAAGAUUUGAAUAUUUCUAGGUUAACUAUGAGCGUCAUAAUAAGACUUCAAAACUUACCUUGGUCUGCAAACGCCUUAGACAUCCGCCAAUAUUUUCAUGGACUGAACAUACCAGAGGGAGGGGUGCACAUCGUUGGAGGAGAACUUGGCGAUGCGUUUAUAGCAUUCAGUACUGACGAAGACGCUCGUCAAGCGUUUAACAGAAACAAUGGAAAAAUCAAAGAAGUGCAAAUUAACCUUAUGCUCAGUUCCCGCACGGAAAUGCAGCGCGUCAUCCAACAAGCCAGAACACAAUCAUACGCGGCUUUCAUCCAAAACCCUACACCGACUGCAGUUCCCAUGCCUGCAGCAGUACCGACAAUAAUUCCAACUGCGCCUGAAUUAAGAAAAGAAUCCAAAGACAGAGACAAGAGCGAAAAGAGAGACAGCCGUCGAAAAUCGCGAUCAAAAUCAAGAGAAAGGAGAGACAGAUCGAGGGACAGAAGAGAGAAAAGGCACCGAAGAAGCAGAUCAAGAUCUAGAGAGAGGAAAUCUCGUCGUAGAGAAAGAAGCAGAAGUAGGGGUCGUUCAAGAUCUAAAGAACGUAAAAGUAGUAAAGACCAUAGGAAGCGUAUAGAUGAACCCAUUAUUAAUCCAUUCCAAAGGGAAAUUAAAAAAACUGUACCUGAAAUAUGGGCUAAACAGAGAUCAAUAGAUGUUGUACCACCAAAACCUCAACAACCAUUAAAUAUAUUAGGAAAUUUUCCUAUUGCACAAAAUCAAGCGAAUAGAAGUCUUGAUCAUUUCAAUGUAGGCUCGCACUUACAUGGUAAUGGUGGUUCUAGUUCCCCCUUUACCAGUAAUAAUAGUAACAGAAAUUCUAGAGACAGUUGGCCCCCUAGUAAUAACGAGAGUAAUUUUCAAAAUAACAGAAACACAAAUUUCAGAGAUAGGGAAAUUCCGGAUAAAUUCCAAAACAACCGAUUUCAAAGCAAUAUUCCAAACAGAGGCGCAAAUAACCCACAAGAAAUUGAAAAUUGUAGCAUAGCUCUUGAACCCUUUUACGGUGGUUACGGAGACGUACGAAGAUUCUUCCAUGGGAAGUUUAUCAGUGGCAAUGGCAUUAAAUUCAUUAAUGAUCUCAGCGGUCGCGCUACUGGUGUGGUCUACGUAAGAUUCUCCAAUAGGAAAUUCAAGGAAGACGCUUUAAGGAACGAUGGUGAAUUACUAAAUGGAAUACGAGUAACUAUUUCACAUAUCAAUGACGAUGAGUUUGAAGAAGCGACAGACAGGUAUAACCCUAGGAAUAAUGACAGUGAUAUGCAUGACGAUAAUUCCUCAUUUAAAAGUAGAAAUAUUACAAAAUAUUUUAACCAUUCUUCGCAUAGCUCGGAUCUUAAACCAUUUUCUUGCCUCACCGUCGAUGAUUUACCGACUUAUUGUAAGGAACAGGACAUUCUUCACAUGUUCUCUCAACAUCCGUUGGUCGCUUUAAUUUUGACUAACAAAAAGAGAGGGGGUUUUAUCGCAUAUGUAAAAUUUAGUAGUUCGGAUGUUGCCAAACAAGCUCUCGAUGAAAAAGCUCAUCAUAUAGUCGGCGGAAAACAAGUAACUGUUAGACCGUGCAAGGAUGACGAGUUCGACGAUAUUAAUAAAAUGCACGAAGUUAAUUUGAAUACUACCAAAGAAGAAACUCUAGAGACUGAUUGUUUAAGUGUAUCUGAAUUACCGGAAAAAACCAAUGAUAAAGACAUUGCAGACUUUUUCUCGGACAUCGGAGUUAUACCAACAAAAAUUCAUCUUAUGAGCAACAACCUCGGAUUUACCGGACAAGCGUAUUGCGAGUUUGCCAAUUACGAAGAAGCGACCCGAGCAGCAAGAAAAAAUGAGACUUCGCUUGGAAAUGUAGUUAUAUCCGUUCUUCCAAUUAAAAGAGGAGAAAUGGAGACUAUUCUGGGUACUACUUUACCGGCGCCCGAACCCACGAAUCCACAAGAUUCGCUAAUCAAAGAAAAUGAACCGACAACGUUUACAAGACCUUCAUCCGGAGCUUCAUCAAACCUACCCGCAUUUAACAUGCAAAACAAUAGUAGACCGGUGUUCCCAUCUCGCAAUUUCGAUAAUAUGAGAGGCGGUCCAAGAUUCGGACCACGCGGCUUCGGAGGGGGGCCGCCGAGAUCUAGAUUCGGCCCACCAAAGGACGUUUUCGAAGACGUACCCCCGGGUUGCACGAUAUUUAUGAAAAAUGUUCCGUACAAAGCGAACACAAAUGAUAUUCUAAAUUUUUUCGAUGGAUUUAAUCACACGAAUAACGUGAGUCGCCGUUACAAUCCAAAUAACACUCCAAGCGAUGAGGCCAAAAUCAUAUUUUUCGAACCUGAUGAGGCGUCACGCGCAGUUGAAGAACUCCAAAAAGAGAAAAUUUGGGACAGACAGAUCUUUUUGAGGCAGGAGUGAAAAGUGUCAUUUAAAAUAAAAAGUUUAUAUUAUUUCCUGACCGUAGGUAUCAAAAAUCUUGAUAGGUAUAACAAUUAUUAAUCAAAAAUAUUUUUUUAUUUAAAACUUAUUUCCUCCCGAAUUAUGUGUUGUGAUUAUUUUCAAAUAAAACAACUUUAUUAAUUGUAUUUUGAUUGAUUAUACCUAUGAAGAUUUAUAGACAUAAUAUAGUGCUUAAUUACUCGAUAUUUCAAGGAAGUUAAAUACAAGUUGUAUGGAUUUAAAAAUAUUUUUGGAUAUACAGGGUGUUACGCUUUUGCCUGACAAAUAAUGAUAUAUAUUUUUAAAUGGAACGCCUUUUAUUUUAUUUUUAGAAUGAUCUGGUAAUACCGUAUUCGUCCUUUUAAUAUUUUUGAAAAAUAUUGCAGGGUAGUCAAGCAAUUAAUUUUUUUUUGUUAAAUUAGAGUCUGAUGCAGACCGCAAAUAAAAUUAUCAUAAUUUAGGUAGGUUAGCAAUGAUUUCAAAAUUGCUUAAAAUACAGACUCUAAGAUACCAAGAUACGAAUAGUGCUGAUAGAACUUCUUCAUUUUGUACGGAGUGAAAGUUCAAUUUAUUCAAUUUUUACAAAUGAAAAACUAUAUAUUAUUAUCUGACGAUAGCAAUAUGUUAGCCUAUUGUACAUAUACCCAUCAGUUUAUAAUUGAUCGAUGGCUGUUUUAUUAUUGGAGAUACGAAGACAUUUUUAAUACUAAAGUUGUACGAUCAUAUUUUACAAAAUUAUUCUUAAAUAUACAGGGUAAUCCAUAAAUGGGUAGUGAAGCAACUUAUACUUUUUUAAACCAAAGGUAGUUACGGAGUUACAAAUGUUUAAUAUACUACAAAUAUUUGAAUUUUCUUUCAUUUGCUGUGAUGUAUACAGGAUGUUACGAUAUACUCGACUUUUUCAAGUGCAAUAAAUAUUUUUUUUAUUAUUUUUCUUCAGAUUUCGUUGGUUUUAUCAUGAAAAUUGACAUAAUUUUUUCACAUUCUUCUAAUCGACUUUUGAAAAUAUGGACUUAUUUAAGAUACAAUACUAAUUUAAUUUUUAUUAACUCAUUUGUCAGAUAUGAUGAUUUUCUAUUCCCCCGACGUCAAAAGUAAUAUAAACCAUUGUAAAUAAAAUAAAAAACAAAUACUAAUUUUUUUUGUUAUAAAAGAUGCCAAAAAUAAAAUUAAAUAAUUUAAAUGAUAUACAUAGAUAGAUUUGGGAAAAUUAAGAAAAUCGUAAUAUCGCAUUAUGACACCCUAUAUACUACAUAGAAAAUGAAUGAAAAUGUAAAUCGUUGUUUAUU
Psylliodes chrysocephalus is the source of this 3865-nucleotide messenger RNA. Lineage: Eukaryota; Metazoa; Arthropoda; Insecta; Coleoptera; Chrysomelidae. The record is from the annotation of a GenBank genome assembly.